Messenger RNA from Notolabrus celidotus (New Zealand spotty), 1762 nucleotides. It is a transcript of the gene gata1a, whose product is annotated as GATA binding protein 1a. Gene Ontology annotation, molecular function: zinc ion binding; DNA-binding transcription factor activity, RNA polymerase II-specific; RNA polymerase II cis-regulatory region sequence-specific DNA binding. Gene Ontology annotation, biological process: negative regulation of transcription by RNA polymerase II; cell fate commitment; positive regulation of transcription by RNA polymerase II. The transcript has 6 exons. Bases 114 to 1382 code for a protein of 422 amino acids. Lineage: Eukaryota; Metazoa; Chordata; Actinopteri; Labriformes; Labridae. The record is from RefSeq and is a predicted model, not a curated record. Gene Ontology annotation, cellular component: nucleus.
GUAGCCAUCAGCCUAUACCGAGGUAACCACUUGAACUUCGCCGCCUACUCGGUAUCAUACGUUAAAUCCAGGGUCCUUUUGAUUCCAUCUGUCAUCUGUGACAUCCACACAGCAUGGAGGAUUCAUCUGAACAGUCCCACUGGGUGUCCCCGGCUCUGCUGAGCUCUGACCCUCUUGCCGCUUUCUCCUCUGAGCCUGGCCUGCUGCCUCCAGGGGAGGAUGGAGAGGUGUUCUUCUCUAGCCAGGACUCAGACUACUCCAGCCUGCCCUCCUUCUUCAACCCCAGUCACAGCCGAGCACCAUCCACCUACAGACACGGCUCAGUUCGACAGGUGUUCACCUCGCCAAGCCUCCUCAGUAACUUUCCGCUACUGGACGGGUCAGGGAGCCACUCCCUGAGCUCGUCAUACAAUGCCCCCUCCUCCACCUGGAGCAGCAGCCCCCUCACCAAGACCACGCUUCACUCACACACCCCUACCUCCCUCUAUACCCCUGGCAUCUCCUCCUUCAACACCCCCAGAGACGGAUACUCUUCUCCGAGCAGAGAGGGCAGGGAGAGUCCCAGGAUGCAGGAGGUCCUAAAGGCUGAGCGCCUGAGCCCACUGGGGGGGUCCAGUAGUAGUUUUCUGAAUCUCACACCUGCUGCAGGUAGUGUGUACACCUCCUCACCCCACUCCCACCCACAUAUGCUGAGCCCCUACAACUCGUACAUGACAGGUCCACAAGAGUACAACUCUGCUGCUCUGUACUCAAGCCCUGGAGCAUGGAUCAGCCCCUCGUUCUCCCCCAAGCUCCACAAUAAAAUGAGGAUAUCCACUCCAGAGGCCAGAGAGUGCGUUAACUGUGGAGCCACAGCUACCCCUCUAUGGCGGCGGGAUGGUACUGGCCACUACCUGUGUAAUGCCUGUGGACUGUACCACAAGAUGAACGGCCAAAACAGACCUCUAAUCCGACCCAAGAAGAGACUGAUUGUCAGCAAGCGGGCUGGAACACUUUGUGCCAACUGUCACACAAGCACAACAACACUGUGGAGACGCAAUGCCAAUGGAGAACCCGUGUGUAAUGCAUGUGGACUCUACUUCAAACUGCAUAAUAUAAACCGCCCUCUUACCAUGAAGAAGGACGGCAUUCAAACACGUAACAGAAAAGUGUCCAACAAGAACAAGAAGAGCAAGAAGGCAGCCAUGCUGGAACAAUACUCAGAUAUGACUCAGCAACACGCCUUGGACGGCAAUGGAGGCCCCUUUUCUCUUGGCCCUGGGACUCUCCUCACCUAUAGCCAUACACCUCACCUCAUCCAGACAGCAUCAUCCCUGCAUCCCUCUGCCUCUUUACCCUACACACACCAUCUCAACACUGGCAUGAUGCCCACUCUGGUGUGAAACAACAAAACAGGCACUUGAAAGCUGUGUAUGUUUUGGGAAGUAUUACGCCUGCUUCCUUGACAGUUAUUUGUGUGAAGUUGUACAUAUGUGUUCCUGUAAUGACUCAUGUGAAUAAGGUUUUCUUUAAACUGUCACUAUAUUUCAGGGAGAAGCACCAAAUCUGUAGAUGUUAUCAAGUGCUUGAUGUCAGAAAGAAUAUUGUCUUAGGUGUAGACACAAAUGCAAAUCUGAUUUGACUUCUAUCCGAGUCUUAAUCCUUCUUAUGAUGUACUUUGUUUUUUGGGCUUACACAGGUCUCUUUUGUAUUAAAAAAGAUAACAUUACGAUGUUGAAACUGUCAAAAAAAAAAAGGAAAUAAAAUGUGAGACUUUUAUUUU